AUGAAGAUGUUAUGCGAGAGAGCGGGGGAUAAGGAAGAAAGUCACAAAGGGAAGAACUACAAGUAUGUGAAGAAGACGACGAGGGUCUACAAAACUUCGUCGAAGAAGAUAAAAUGCCCCUUCAGGAUUGUUUUCAAAAGGCAUCCCGAAACUCUACUAUGGUGGAUGUAUAGUAUUCCGGAUGGUCGUCACAACCAUCCUCCACCUAGUACUCUUUUAGGGCACCCAGCAUAUGCCCGAUCGAAACCACAUCAAAUAGAAAAGGUUCGGCAGAUGAAGCGAUGUAGGCCCCUUAAGAUUCUAAAUGCAAUAAAUGUGGAAGAUAAGUCAAACUUGUCUAUUCUUUCCACAAUCUACGCUGCCAAAGCAACGAUCAAGAGAACUGAAUGGGAUGGUAGAUUAAUUAUGCAACAAUCAGAGUGGUUGGCAGAAAAACAUAACUAUGACAUGCAAACAAGGGUCGGUCCGGGCGACAAAGUGACUCAUAUUUUUCUUUCCCAUCCUAGGAUGAUGGAUUUGGCACAGUGCUUUUACCAGGUCUUGUUCAUAGAUUGCACCUAUAAAACCAACAAGUAUAACAUGUCGUUGUUGAACGUGGCUAUUCAUACUUCGGAUAAGCAAGCAUUCACCGUGGCAUGGUGCUUUAUGGAAAAGGAAGAAAUAGAAGACUAUGUUUGGGCUUUGGAACAAGUUACCUGGAAGACAAACAAUUGCUACGCGGGGUUUCGCACCAAGUGUCAUGGUGGGCAAUAA
This is a messenger RNA of Papaver somniferum (opium poppy), 753 nucleotides long. RefSeq lists its product as uncharacterized. NCBI's taxonomy places the organism in Eukaryota, Viridiplantae, Streptophyta, Magnoliopsida, Ranunculales, Papaveraceae. The transcript has a single exon. The coding region runs from base 1 to 753 and encodes 250 amino acids. The record is from RefSeq and is a predicted model, not a curated record.